GAAAAUUUAAAAUGAUCAAUGUUUCAAAGUGUAGCAAAUGUUCAAAAGUUCCUGAUGAUAUAUUAAUGUUAACAUGUGCCCAUGACUUAUGUUUGGAUUGUGCUGCUAAAUCAUUUUCAAAUUAGUAAACCAAAAAGAAAAAUAAAGUAUUUCUGGUCAAAAUAUGUUCAAGUUUUUUGUAUGUGAUACCUGUUUAUCAAAUACAGAAUUAGAUUCUAAUAGUAUAUACGAAUUAGAGAAAAUACAUUGUGCAUUAACAUUUCAAGAUCGAUCAAAUCGCAAACCCGCUAUUGUCUAAAAAUCCAAUAUUAAUUCAGAAAAAUAAGUUAAAUCGAGGUCUUAAACUAGAUAAGAUAAUAAAGAGAAUUAAAAGGAAAAAACUAUAAAAUUUUCUAUAUAGAAUCCAGAAGUUAAAUCAACUGUUCAUAUAUCAUAACGCAAAAUGAGUAAGUAAUAAAGUGAAAAUUCAUUUAUACAACAUGCAAGAAGUUAAUGUAUUGAUCAUCCAGAUGAAGAUGUUUCUUAUUAUUGCUUUGAUUGUAAUAGUAAAUGUAUAUGUCCUGAAUGUAUAAUUCAUGGAAUUCAUAAGAAUCAUGAAGUUAAAACAAUUAAAAAAUCUUAUCCAUUGAUUAGAAAAUAAUUAGAACAGAAUAUUGAAUAACAUCAAUAAUUGAUGUUUUAAAUAGAAAAUUCAAGAAAAGAGUUAGAAAAAAAAUAAAUUCAAUAAUCUGCAAUUUAAGAUCAUAUGAGAUUGUAAAUAGCAUAAGAAUUUUAAGUAAUUUUUCAAUAAAUUAGGUUUUGCAUUAAUUAUUGAACUAAAAACAAAGCGAAUUAUUAGAAAAAGUAGAAAACUUUCCCUAAAUUACAGAUUAAUAAGAUAAUUAUAUUAAUAGAUUAAAUGAUACUGAAAUUAAGCUACAAAAGUAAAAUGACAAAAUUAGUCAAGUGA
Paramecium sonneborni is the source of this 949-nucleotide messenger RNA. NCBI's taxonomy places the organism in Eukaryota, Ciliophora, Oligohymenophorea, Peniculida, Parameciidae. The record is from the annotation of a GenBank genome assembly.